Aspergillus homomorphus CBS 101889 is the source of this 608-nucleotide messenger RNA. RefSeq lists its product as uncharacterized. The record is from RefSeq and is a predicted model, not a curated record. Bases 154 to 582 code for a protein of 142 amino acids. The transcript has 2 exons. NCBI's taxonomy places the organism in Eukaryota, Fungi, Ascomycota, Eurotiomycetes, Eurotiales, Aspergillaceae.
UUCCCAUCGCUCAUCGCCCAUGUUCCCUUCUCCUUCAUCUCACACCUGGUUUUCCACAAAUUAACAAAGCAAGUCAGUUAGUAACCAUCCUUCAUCAAUCAAGUCUACGGUUCAAGAGAACUUUUCCCUCCAUACACCAAGACUGGUGGAGCUAUGGGUGCACCAAUCCCAGAAGAUCAGCUGCCAGAGCAGCUCUUCCUGGAUUAUUCCAUCCGUGAUAUCCAAGAAGGUCGUCUCGUUGCGGCCAAUGACCCGUGGGCUCCUUUAUAUCUCGAUGCCAUCCGCGAUGGGAGGUAUGGGGAUGCGGUGUGGGCGCGAUAUCACAUCGGCGGAGAUGUGGAAAACGGCAUCGUUGGUGGCUCUGGUGGUCUGACCGUCCUCGAGGUGAUCAAGGAGGAUGCCCUGGCAUACCGAGUGUCGCACCCGGAAGAAUACUUCAAGGCCGUGGCGUUCUAUCGCGGCACGAGCAAGGACGAUGGGCGUGCCGAUGUCCUGGAUGUCAUUUGCAUUCUUGAUAAACGGGAAAUCGCGGAGAUAGAGGCUAGGAGGAAGAAGAAGGAGGAGAAUCAACUGGAGGAUUAAGGCUGCUUGAUCCUGCUUUUGCGGUG